AUGGAACUCGCCGAACAGAUACAGCAGCUCUACGCCCAGGCGGCCGAGGCGGACCGUGACGAGGCGCGCGCCGCGUUCGCGGCGCUCAGAACGGAACUCUCCGCCGGCCGCGUGCGCGCGGCCGAGCCCGACCCGUCGUCGCCGACCGGCUGGCGCGUCAACGCAUGGGUCAAGCAGGGCAUCCUGGUCGGGUUCCGCUGCGGCGACGUCGUGGCGUUCGACUCCCCCAGCGCGGACUCGCCCUGGCUCGACAAGGACACGCUUCCGCUCCGCCCACUCUCCACCGCCUCGAACGUACGGCUCGUGCCGGGCGGCUCGUCGGUGCGCGACGGCGCGUAUCUCGGCCGCGGCGUCAUCUGCAUGCCGCCGAUGUACAUCAACAUCGGCGCCUACGUCGGCAGCGGCGUGCACGUCAGCGCCGGAGCGCAGAUCGGCGGGGUGCUCGAACCGGUCGGCGCGCUGCCGGUCAUCGUGGAGGACGACGCGCUGAUCGGCGGCAACACCGGCCUCUACGAGGGCGCCGUGGUCAAGCGCCGGGCCGUCCUCGGCGCCGGCACGGUGCUGACCGGGUCGACGCCGAUCUACGAUCUGCCGCAGGGACGGAUCAUCAAGCCGGUCGCGGGCGAGCCGACGGUGGUGCCGGAAGGCGCGGUCGUCGUCCCCGGGGCGCGCGCCGUCACCAGCGGCGCGGGACCCGACUGGGGGCUGUCGCUCGCCACGCCGGUCAUCGUCAAAUACCGCGACGACCGCACGGACACGCGAACGGAGCUGGAAGCAUGGAUCCGGUAG
Geodia barretti is the source of this 789-nucleotide messenger RNA. NCBI's taxonomy places the organism in Eukaryota, Metazoa, Porifera, Demospongiae, Tetractinellida, Geodiidae. The record is from the annotation of a GenBank genome assembly.